AUGGUUCUGCGACCGUUAGAAUUUGCGGAUUGCCUUUCGGAUACUCCGUGGUUUCGGCAAAAUUUACGUGAGCAUGAAAGUGUUUUGGAAGAUGCUCAUAAAAAUAUCAAAAAUAUCGAAAUACAAUGCCGUGAACUUAUUCAUUGCACAAGAAAACUUUCCGUGGCUCAAAGAGCAUUUGCAAAAUCAUUGAAAGAAUUUAAAUUUGUCACAAUUGGUAGUACUCAGACAGAUGAUGAACGAAAAAUAGCUGAGUGUGUAAGCAAAUUUGGAGAUUUUAUAAGUCAGAUCGAGGAUCAUCGCGAAAAAAUCAUUGAAGAUUCGGAAAUUCAUUUUAUCGAACCAUUACGUAAAUUUCGAGUAGAAGGAAUUGGCAAGGUAUUACAUGAUGAUAAAAAAAGAUACGAAAAGGAAUCCAAUAAAUUUUAUGCAUCACUCGAAAAACAUUUGCAUUUGUCAACGGCACGAAAAAAUGAUUUCAAAGAAGCAGAUGCCCAACUGGAUAUGCAGCAGCGGAAUUUCUGUAGCUGUUCGCUGGACUAUGUAACAGCGAUACAAGCGGUUCAAGAAAGGAUGAAAUUUGAAUUUGUAGAGACGCUAUGCUCGUUCGUAUAUAGCUGGCUUACUUUUUAUCAUGUUGGUCACGUAACACAUGAGGAUUUCAAGCCAUUUCUAAGUGAAGUGCAGUCAAAAGUUCAAAAGGCAAAAGAAAGCUUCGAGGAAACAAAAGAAUAUUAUGUGCAGCUCAAAGAUAAAAUGCUGAUAAAUCAUUUGAAAAAUGCAGUAUUUCAAACGGGUAAAAAUGACAGUGAUAAUGAAAAUCCGACGCCUCGAACCGUUUCUAGCAUAAAACAAGGCUAUAUUUUUGCUCAUGAAAAAAGUAAAAUCCCAAAAACAAUUAGUAGAGAUGUUUUGUCAAAUCGAUGGACUAUGUAUUAUUGUGUAUAUCAAAAGGAAACACGAAUAUUCACAAUGAUUCCAGUAAAUAACACAGCAAGAACGGAUAUGAAAGGUGCGCUUGGACAAUCUGUUUCUUUUAAACUGAAGACAUGCACUCGAAGGGCCUCAGACAGUAUUGAUAAGAGGUUUUGCUUUGAUGUCUUAGCAAUGGAUCGUACCGAGCAAAUGACGCUACAAGCAUUAUCGGAAGAAGAUCGUCGACAAUGGCUUGAUGCUAUGGAUGGAAGAGAGCCCAUAUACUCACCUGGAGCAGGACCAACAUCAAAUUGCCUCGGAACAGUUUUGGACGAUAGUGGUUUCGAUUUUGUACGAAAAUGUAUAGAAGCAAUCGAAGAAAAAGGGAUAUGUGAACAAGGAUUAUAUCGAAAUUGUGGUGUUACAUCUAAAGUGCAAAAGUUACUGCAAAUUGGAUUAGACAAACGACGUUCCAUAUAUGACAAACUUAGUUUUACAGAUGAUGAAUGGGAAAUUAAAACAUUGUCAAGCGCUCUUAAAACUUUUUUAAGGAAUUUGCCAGAACCACUUAUGACGUUUGACUUACAUCAUCACUUUAUUAAUGCCGCCAAAAUGGAUUCCAAAACACGUGUUUCCUAUAUUCACUAUUUUGUCUAUAAAUUACCGCAAAUACAUUUCGAGAUGUUGCAAAUUAUUAUUGAACAUCUUAAGAAAGUGGCAAAUCGUUCCAGUGAAAAUCUGAUGACAGUAGGUAAUCUUGCUGUUUGUUUUGGGCCAACAUUAUUAAGGCCAAAAGAGGAAACAAUGGCAGCUAUUAUGGAUAUUAAAUUUUGUAAUGUAGUUGUCGAAGUGCUCAUUGCAAAUUAUGAUCUCAUAUUUAAAAAUAAACCAAAAGAAAUUGAUAAUAUUCCUUGUCCAGCAAGGACUAACGAUCAGGAGGAGUUGAUAAAUGAAAGCUCUUCUUUUGGUGAAACUGGUACUGGUCCUUCUAUUGCUUUCUCAAAACAGCAAAUUGUAUCAAUUUCUCAAGAAGAAAAACGAUCGCAAGCAGAAGGUAUAUCAAUUUCCAGUAAGCGUCCACAAACAAUUGCCAGUUCAAGUAAAUGUCAACGUCCUCAUCCUAUUUACGAUAGAGUGCCAUAUUGUUACACUGACAGUAAUGAUGAUUUAAACAUGAGUUCAUCGAAUCGUUCAAUGCAUACAGUAGCAUACAAUAAGCCGAGCACUUCUGCUGGAACAUCACCUGUCACACCGAUAGCUAAGAAUAAUUUGACAUGUUCAUCUUCUGCACUUACACAAAAUACCACAAAGUGUCAAAUGAGACAGCCUUUACGUGGACAAUCUACUGCUCAUUUCCGAGGUGUCACAGAACAUGAACGUCGAACAUCAGUUGGGAAAAAAUGUGCGGAAAGUUGGGAAUCAUUGAAUUCAGCAAGUACUGGUUCGGAUCCAUUACCAAAUGAACGGUUUCGUCAUCAUUAUCCUAAAAUUGCUCAGGAACGGCAUACUACCACCUCUAGAGCUAAAUUGAACACAUCGUACGCUCCAGCAUAUAAUCCAUUUUCUUCUGAAUCUGGACGUCGUAAAAUAUCACCUUUGCCUGUGUCAAAAUAUCAGCAACAUCGUUGUCUUGAUUUAUCGCGACAGUCCAAAAAUGUCAAUUUGCCAGACGGCGAUGAUGUUACGGAUGAUGUUAAUGUUUGUGGUGAUACCCCUACUGUUACCGAGGUGCUUAUCAGUGAUCUCAGGGUUUCACCAUUGUUCACAUGUACUCAUACUUUGGGAGCACUUCAACCAAGUCGGCGAGUGAAAACACUUUAUGCAUGUACAGCAGGUCACAAUACUGAAUUGUCUUUUCAGCCUGGACAAAUUAUUACUAAUGUUUAUGAAUCAAAAGAAGAUGGUUGGCUGAUUGGAACUUUAAACGGAAAAACUGGUCUCAUUCCAGCGAAUUAUGUUGAACCACUCCCAUAA
Molecule: messenger RNA, 2889 nt
Organism: Brugia pahangi
Lineage: Eukaryota; Metazoa; Nematoda; Chromadorea; Rhabditida; Onchocercidae
Source: the annotation of a GenBank genome assembly